Molecule: messenger RNA, 4226 nt
Organism: Pecten maximus
Lineage: Eukaryota; Metazoa; Mollusca; Bivalvia; Pectinida; Pectinidae
Product: dehydrogenase/reductase SDR family member 7-like
Exons: 9
Coding region: 74-1039 (321 amino acids)
Molecular function (GO): oxidoreductase activity
Source: RefSeq, a predicted model, not a curated record
CUUUCACUUUACACUAAGCGAAGAAGAUUGAUUGCAUGCCUUGUGUACAGAACUUGCCACGGAGGGUUUGAUCAUGGACCUACAAUCUCUACUUGUGUGGAUCGUUAUCCUCUUCAAUGUGGUUGGCAUGGUGAUGAUUUUGCUUGGGGAUGCUGACAUUCUUCUUCAGAUCAGGGCAAAGUUUGGAAAGUCUGUCAAGUCGCUGGCUGGUCAAGUCAUAUGGAUUACUGGAGCUUCCAGUGGAAUCGGCGAGGAGUUGGCGUACGAGUUAGCCAGGGCAGGCUGCCGACUGGUUCUAUCAGCAAGACGGAUAAAGGAACUGGAGAGAGUAAAAAAAGAGUGCAUGUUAAGAGGAAGGGUUAAGGAUGAGGACAUUUUAGUACUGAAACUGGAUUCAAUUGACUUCGCCAGUCAUAAAACCGCAGUGAACAAAGUCCUUGCACACUUCAAACACAUAGAUGUGCUAGUGAACAAUGCCGGUCGAUCCCAGCGAGCGGAAUGGCUGAAGACGUCGGUCCAGGUCGACAGGGAUAUGCUGGAGCUUAAUGUACUUGGAGUGUUGUCUCUUUCAAAGCUGGUCCUCCCAUAUAUGAUUGAAAGGGGUUCAGGGCAUAUUGUCAAUAUUUCAAGCGUGGCAGGAAAGCUAGGUGCUCCACUUUCAGGAUCUUACACAGGUGCAAAACAUGCUUUACAGGGUUGGUUUGAUGCAUUGAGGAUAGAGGUUGGUGACAAAAACAUCCACGUGACCAACGUCUGUCCGGGUCCCGUUUUCUCCAACAUCCUGGCAGUGGCCUUCACCGAGAAUGAAGGAGAGGAGUUCCGUGGAGAAAUGAAUCCGAAUGAAAAACGGAUGAAGACGGACCGCUGUGCUUAUCUAACUGGAGUCGCCAUGGCCAACAAGAUGUGGGAAGUGUGGAUUGCAAAGAACCCUGUGCUUUUCUUCUGUUAUGCAAACCAGUACAUGCCCAAUUUGACAAAAUGGUUGUCAGGAAAAUUGGGUCUUAAAACCAUCAAGAAGAUGAGGGAAGGACAAAACUGAAUCUUUGUCGAAAACGAUUAGGUUUUUAAAUUUGAGGGAUUUUGAGGGUGUGUUUUUUUUACACAUAAUUCAGCAUUAAAUAUCACUGAGCAUCCAAUAAAAGCGGAUAUUGAAAUCCGGAUAGACUUGUGGGGUGCACACCACAAGAAUACGAAAUAGUUAUUGUUAUUAAUAGAAAUUUAUAAAAUUACAUUUGAUUGGAAGAUAACUGACUUUUUGUUUGUAUUCACUGUGAUAUACAUGUUUAUACAUUAUACAUGUAGAAGACCAAUACUCAAUACUACUGUGAUACAUAUGUCAAAUAGAAGUUAUCGUGAUUACCAGAUAACUAUCCCUGUAUAUCGUGAUUACCAGAUAACAAUCCCUGUAUAUCGUGAUUACCAGAUAACUAUCCCUGUAUAUUGUGAUUACCAGAUAACAAUCCCUGUAUAUCGUGAUUACCAGAUAACUAUCCCUGUAUAUCGUGAUUACCAGAUAACUAUCCCUGUAUAUCGUGAUUACCAGAUAACAAUCCCUGUAUGUCGUGAUUACCAGAUAACUAUCCCUGUAUAUCGUGAUUACCAGAUAACAAUCCCUGUAUAUCGUGUUACCACAGAACUAUCCCUGUAUGUCGUGAUUACCAGAUAACUAUCCCUGUAUGUCGUGAUUACCAGAUAACUAUCCCUGUAUAUCGUGAUUACCAGAUAACUAUCCCUGUAUGUCGUGAUUACCAGAUAACGAUCCCUGUAUAUCGUGAUUACCAGAUAACUAUCCCUGUAUAUCGUGAUUACCAGAUAACAAUCCCUGUAUAUCGUGAUUACCAGAUAACAAUCCCUGUAUAUCGUGAUUAUCAGAUAACUAUCCCUGUAUAUCGUGAUUACCAGAGAAAUAUCCCUGUAUGUCGUGAUUACCAGAUAACAAUCCCUGUAUGUCGUGAUUACCAUGGAACUAUCCCUGUAUGUCGUGAUUACCAGAUAACUAUCCCUGUAUAUCGUGAUUAGUAUAAAACACUAUCUGUAUGUCUUUAUUAUUAUAGAACAAUCCCCGUGUGUCGGUGUUACUGGGGAAUAACCCUGUAUGACGACAUUACCAGAAAACUAUCCCUGUAUAUCGUGAUUACCAGAUAACUACCCCUGUAUAUCGUGAUUACCAGAUAACAAUCCCUGUAUAUCUUGAUUACCAGAGAAAUAUCCUGUAUAUCGUGAUUAUCACAGAACUAUCCCUGUACAUCGUGAUUACCAUGGAACUAUCCCUGUAUAUCGUGAUUACCAGAUAACUAUCCUUGUAUAUCGUGAUUACCAGAUAACAAUCCCUGUAUAUCGUGAUUACCAGAUAACUAUCCCUGUAUAUCGUGAUUACCAGAUAACUAUCCCUGUAUAUCGUGAUUACCAUGGAACUAUCCCUGUGUAUCGUGAUUACCAGAUAACUGUCCCUGUAUAUCGUGAUUACCAGAUAACUAUCCCUGUAUAUCGUGAUUACCAGAUAACUAUCCCUGUAUAUCGUGAUUACCCGAUAACUAUCCCUGUAUAUCGUGAUUACCAGAUAACUAUCCCUGUAUAUCGUUAUUACCCGAUAACAAUCCCUGUAUAUCGUGAUUACCAGAUAACUAUCCCUGUAUAUCGUGAUUACCAGAUAAAUAUCCCUGUAUAUCGUGAUUACCAUGGAACUAUCCCUGUGUAUCGUGAUUACCAGAUAACUAUCCCUGUAUAUCGUGAUUACCACAGAACAAUCCCUGUAUAUCGUGAUUAACAGAUAACAAUCCCUGUAUAUCGUGAUUACCAGAUAACUAUCCCUGUAUAUCGUGAUUACCACAGAACUAUCCCUGUAUAUCGUGAUUACCAGAUAACUAUCCCUGUAUAUCGUGAUUACCAGAUAACACUCCCUGUAUGUCGUGAUUACCAGAUAACACUCCCUGUAUAUCGUGAUUACCAGAUAACACUCCCUGUAUGUCGUGAUUAGUAUAAAACACUAUCUGUAUGUCUUUAUUAUUAUAGAACAAUCCCCGUGUUUCGGUGUUGUUGGGGAAUAACCCUGUAUGACGACAUUACUAGAAAACAAUCCCUGUAUGUCGUUGUUACUUAAGUAUUAUCCCCGAUGUCGAUAUUACUAAAAUAUAGUCACUGGAAGUCCUUUUUUUUCAAGAACCUAUAUCUUUAUGUCUUUGUUAUUAGAUAAUGGUCCCUGUAUGUCCUCAUUAAUGGAGAACUAUUCCUGUAUGUCCUCAUUAAUGGAGAACUAUCCCUGUAUGUCCUCAUUAAUUGAGAACUAUCCCUGUAUGUCCUCAUUAAUGGAGAACUAUUCCUGUAUGCCGUCGUAACUAAAAGAUAACCCUGUAUGUCCUCAUUAAUUGAGAACUAUCCCUGUAUGUCGUCGUUGCCCGUAACUAAAGGUUAAUCCCUAAAUUCCGAUGGAAAUGGCAAAUGGCAAAAUUAAGGCAGAAAUUCAUGUACCAUGUGUUUUCUACGAUACCAGUGUUAAUUAUCUCUGUAUAUAUCUGUGUGUUGUAACUUUUACAUUACCGCAUGAUCCGAUAUCAUAUUGCGAUAUAUCAAAUAUCAUUAAACGUUACCUAGCAGUCAAUCUUAUUAAAAUUAGACUUGUAAUUUACGUUCCUCUACGAUACACUGCAAUACAAGAUCAUCGUCGUGUUUCGUAGAGGAGCGGAAAUUACAAGUCUAAUUCUAAUUUGAUUGCCUAACAGUUAACAGCAAGUUGAUGUUGUAGUAAGUUGUAUUUUGCUACAUGUAUUAUUAUACGUCAUUAUUCACUGUCCGCUUUUACUUUAGCACUUUUAUUGACAACAAAAUCAAAAAAUAUUUAGAAUAAAUGAAACUAAUUAACGGUUGAGAAUCAAAGAAAGGAGAACCAAAACAAAAAUAGUUUUAUACAUACACAUGUAUUAUGACACAUGUACAUGUAGUAACAGAUUCCCAAUGGUAUAUUUCCAGGCCUGAUCAAACAUUUCAAUAGAUUAUAACUUCCUUGUUUGUCGCACCAACUCUGGUCACAUCAGUGGAGCUGUUAGCAUGCUUGACCAGACACUGGCAUCACUAAAUAACCAGAUAUGUGCAUUGAUCUUACAUAUUGUAUGCAUGAGUAUGUCAAUUGUCAUACAAUGGCAAUUUGUAUUUGUGUUACUUUUUUAAUCAGAUGUUUUGUGAAAUGCUACAUUUCAGUGAAGGCAUUAAAAUAAUAUCGAAAUUUCAAA